AUGUCAGGGGCCGCCCGAGCCGCGGGCAAGGCCAUUUAUGCUGCCGAAGUAUUUGUGCCAAAGGGUAGCCUCACGCAGGCGCGGUUCAACCUGCUGCGGGAGAUUUUCGUCGGUACGGCGCUCGGCGUGAGUGCCGGGAUCGUGUGGAAGAUGUAUCAUUGGGGGGAGAAGAAGCGCAUUGCGGAGUACUACUCGGCCCUGGCUAAGAAGGAGCAAGAGGACGAGGCUGCAUACGCGGCGGAGCUGCGCAACAAGUUCAAGCUGCUGGAGGAGGAGCUACUGGCUUAA
This is a messenger RNA of Monoraphidium neglectum, 288 nucleotides long. RefSeq lists its product as hypothetical. NCBI's taxonomy places the organism in Eukaryota, Viridiplantae, Chlorophyta, Chlorophyceae, Sphaeropleales, Selenastraceae. The transcript has 3 exons. The record is from RefSeq and is a predicted model, not a curated record. The coding region runs from base 1 to 288 and encodes 95 amino acids.